GUAGGGUGGCUUCAGGAAGUACUUUCAGUCAGAACCGCUGUACGACAAGAACAUGUGUUCGGAUCAGCGCUUAUUCUCCGCGUAUCGUUUAUGAUACAUUGUUUAAAUGUGACCAAUAAUAAGAGAACAAUAUCCGGUAGUUAGCGUCAACGAACAGUGACACAAUAACAGUCCUCGCGAGCAAGUAUAUGGAGUAACGUUAGUGCAAAUUUGACAAAACUAAAAGAUGGUUCGAAAACACAAAUAAUAUGAUGUGACAAUUUGGUUUGAAACGUCAAACAAUGAGCUGGAGGCAUUUUUAGCUUGUUUAUAUUACAAAGAAAGUAGCUAAGUUAAACUAUUCUCGGUUAGUUUAAGGCUUCUUAAGAAUCUGUUGACUCAUUAUGUCCGAAGUCAUACACUCGUUUCAGUCACAGCUGUCCGGGGUCAUGGAGACCGUGUUUAAAGCUGCCAUAUUUGAGAUCACCCGUCUCGUGGAGGACAGUUUCGUGAAGGAGGUGUCCCGCAGUCGAGAGCAAGUAGAGACUCUGAAGAAGAGGCUCCAGUGGAGCGAGACCAGACGGAAAGAUCAAGAGACGAGUGUGAGGUGUGCAGAGUGUGACAAAGCCCGGGUGUGUGACGAGGGAAAAGAAGAAAUGUCAACACAAUCAGAAAAUGAACGGAGCCUCAAACAGGAGAAAGUUCCGGAUAGGAACUGGGGAAGCUGCGAGUUGGAGUCUGACACACUUUUGGGAAAAGAGAGAUUAGAAGUCCAAACCAGCACCAGUAAUACAGCAGAGUCUGCAAGCACAGAGGUCAGGAAACUGGACUGUGUAUUAAAAGAGGAGACCCUUUAUGUCACUGCCGAUAAUAAAGAGCUUCAGGAUGGGUGGACGGUGGAUACUGAAGGAGCUCAUUUCUCAGCUCACAGUUACAGUGAGCAGGAGCUGCAGCAGAUUCAGGAAGAGUGGAGCUCUGGACUUGAUCAGACCGCUGACAAUGAAGCUUAUGCAGAUAUUGCAGACAUCCAUGGCCUGACGUACCGAACACGUUAUGACGUAGAAGAGCAAGCAAGCUACAGUGUGCAUGAACUGGACAUGGGAGACCUGGAUGGUCUCGGAGAAAAAACUGAAUACAUGUUGGGUAAUUCAGUAUCGGUUGCAGUUGGGCCUGAUCGUCACAGCUCUUCCAUUAAGAGUAAGAGAGGAAACAGAGAAUCUUUACCAUUGCAGGUCAGCCCAGAGACAGAAGAUGUGGAUAGAGACAUGCACUGUUUACUUAUUAAUGCAGAUGGCCACUUGCAAGACAUAAAUUCCUUCACAGAAAUUCGAAGUGGGGCUGCAGGAUGUACUGGACACAGAGGACAUUCACUGUAUGUUGGGGACACAGCUAGUGGUGCAGUUUAUAAGGGACACGCAUUGAAUCACUCUCUGAAACCUAAUGUUGAACAAGCAUUAGGAGACAGCAGGGCUUCUGCAAAAGUCAGUUCAAGUGCUGCUUACACAUGUAACCAGUGUGGUAAGAAGUUCACUCAGGCCUGCAACCUAAAAGUGCACCAACGUGUCCACCAGCGGGACGGUCUCCACCUGUGCAGCCACUGUGGGAAAGGGUACUCGUCCUUCAGUGACCUGCGAAGGCACCGAUGCAGUCAGACCGGAGACAAGCCCUACACCUGCACGCUGUGUGGGAACAAAUUCAGCCGACUGUGGAACCUCAAGCUGCAUCAGCGUAUACACACACAGGAGAAACCACACAAGUGCACUUUGUGCAGCAAGAGCUUCACCCGGGCCGACAUCUUGAAAGUCCAUCAACGUACCCAUACAGGAGAAAGACCAUACAGCUGUGGUAUCUGUGGACUGAGCUUCAAACGACUGGAUCAUCUCAGGUCACAUCAGCGCAAACAUAGUGCUGACCAGGACAAUCCAUAAGAAAAAAAUUAACUUAAACUGCUAGAAGGUCAUAGAUCACAGAUUGUUGGAGGGCCAUAAAUCCAGGUGUUUUCUAUAAAUCAUAACAUUGUUGCUGUAGAAUCUCCCAUUAUAGUUAUGUCUUCUGGAUAAUUUAAAUAGUUUGUUUUGAAAGGGAU
Carassius carassius (crucian carp) is the source of this 2065-nucleotide messenger RNA. RefSeq lists its product as uncharacterized. Lineage: Eukaryota; Metazoa; Chordata; Actinopteri; Cypriniformes; Cyprinidae. Gene Ontology annotation, molecular function: RNA polymerase II cis-regulatory region sequence-specific DNA binding; DNA-binding transcription factor activity. The record is from RefSeq and is a predicted model, not a curated record. Gene Ontology annotation, biological process: regulation of transcription by RNA polymerase II. Bases 384 to 1907 code for a protein of 507 amino acids. The transcript has 4 exons.